AUGAGUCUGAAUGAGAACAUGGAAAAGAGCGACACUGCAGCCUCUCCAGAACCCAGCUGGGUCUCUAUGAAAAGUAAUGCAUCUAUAGUUAUGCCUCCUAAUAUCAGUAAUGAAGCUGUCACCUCUGACCCCAGAUCGAAAAAUCACGAAUCCACAUCUCUAGAACCGAGCUGUGUGUCUGUGAAAAGUAAUGUAUCCUUACUUAACCCUCCUGAUCUCAGUGAUGGAGCAGUCACCUCUGACCUGAGUUGUGUUUAUUUUUUGUGCAUCAAUACUGAUUUGAUUCAACAGUUUAAGAAAAAUCUGGUCCAAAAUCAGUCCACAUGUGGAGUUUGUGAGCAGGUUCGGAGAGAUUCUGUCUCUAUUACCUGUGAACACAGUUUCUGCAAACAGUGCAUCAGUUUCUACUGGGAUCGGUUUAGACCAUCAGAAGACUUUGACUGUCCUCAAUGCAGAAAGAGAUCCAGAACACCUUUUGUUCUUCAAACAGUCAUUAAAGGAUCCAGUACUAUUGGUUUUGCUCAACUGCAGGAGGAGAAUGGACAUGUGCAGAAACCAGUAAAUGAUGAACUGCAAAGAGUCAAGGACCAACACAGAACCAGCCUUAAGAACAAGUAUGAGAGCUUCUUUGAAGGAAGCAAACUCAAAGAGAAUGAAACCCUCCUGAACAGGAUCUACACACAGCUCUACAUCAUAGAGGGAGAGAGUGAAGGAGUGAUUGAAGAACAUGAGGUUUUACAGAUAGAGAAAACAGCCAGAACAAAACACUCACAAGACACUCCAAUCUACUGCAAUGACAUCUUUAAAGCCUCACCUGAACCAGGACGUGAGGAGAAAGACCAAAUCAAGACUGUUCUUACUAAAGGCAUUGCUGGAAUCGGAAAAACUGUCUCUGUGCAGAAGUUCAUUCUGGACUGGGCCGAGGGGAAAGACAAUCAGGAUGUAGAUUUCAUGUUUGUGCUUCCAUUUCGAGAGCUGAACUUGAUCCAAGAUCAUCAGUACAGUCUUCACAGACUUCUGCUGGACUUUCAUCCUGAACUUCAAGAUCUGGACUCAAAGAUUUAUGAGGAGUGUAAAGUUGUUUUCAUCUUUGAUGGUCUGGAUGAAAGCAGAAUCACACUGAUGUUUUCAGAUGAUCAGAAAGUUUGUGAUGUGACUGAGACUUCAUCAGUGGGUGUGUUGAUGUCAAACCUCAUGAAAGGAGAGCUGCUUCCCUCUGCUCUCAUCUGGAUCACCUCCAGACCAGCAGCAGCCAAUCAGAUCCCCUCCAAAUACAUCAACCGUCUGACAGAAAUUCAGGGAUUCAAUGAGCCUCAGAAGGAGGAAUAUUUCAGGAAGAGAAUCAGUGACCAGCAUCAAGCCAGCAGAAUCAUCUCACACAUCAGAAGAGCAAGAAGCCUCCACAUCAUGUGCCACAUCCCCGUCUUCUGCUGGAUCUCAUCCACUGUGCUUCAGAAGUUCCUGAAAGAAGAUCUGAGUGCAGAAAUCCCUCAAACUCUGACUGAAAUGUACAUCCACUUCCUGCUGAUUCAGAUCAACAUGAGGAAUCAGAAGUAUGAAGAGAGAGAUCCAGAGAAACUCCUGCAGUCCAACAGAGAAGUGAUUGUGAAACUUGCUGAAGUGGCUUUCAAACAGCUGAUGAAGGGCAAUGUGAUGUUCUAUGAGGAGGACGUGAUUGAGAGCGGCAUAGACGUCACUGAUGCCUCAGUGUAUUCUGGGAUUUGCACUGAGAUCUUUAAGGAGGAAUCUGUGAUUCAUCAGUGGAAAGUCUACAGCUUCAUUCAUCUGAGCAUUCAGGAGUUUCUUGCUGCUUUCUAUGUGUUUUACUUUCACAUUUGCAGCAAUAGAGAAGCAUUAUUAGAUUCACUGCAUAAUUUUCAUAAAAGAGCAGUAGAUAAAGCCCUUGAGAGUGAGAAUGGUCAUCUGGAUCUGUUCCUGCGGUUCCUGCUGGGCGUCUCACUGGAGUCCAAUCAGAGACUAUUACAGGAUCUACUGACACACACAGAGAACAGCUCAGAGAGCAUCAGGAGAACCACACAGUACAUUAAAGAGAAGAUCAAAGAUGGACAUGGACUCUCCACUGAAAGAUCCAUCAAUCUGUUCCUCUGUCUGCUGGAAAUGAAAGAUCAGACUCUGUCCAGAGAGAUUCAGGAGUUUGUGAAAUCAGACAAACACAAAAAGAAAGAAUCAGAAAAGAAACUCUCUCCUGCUCGCUGCUCAACAAUUGCCUACAUGCUUCAGAUGUCAGAGGAGGUGCUGGAUGAGCUGGACCUCAAGAAAUACAACACAUCAGAUGAGUGUAGAAGAAGACUGAUACCAGCUGUGAUCAACUGCAGAAAAGCACUUCUUGCUGGAUGUAAUCUCACUGCUCAGGAUUUUGAAAUUGUGUCAUCAGCUCUACAAUCCUCAGACUCUUUUCUGAGAGAGCUGGAUCUGAGUAACAAUGACCUGCAUGAUUCAGGAGUGAAGCUGAUCUCUGAUGGACUGAAGAGUCCAAACUGUCAGCUGGAGAUAUUGAGGUUGUCUGGCUGUAUGGUGACAGAGGAAGGCUGUGGUUAUUUGUCUUCAGCUCUGAGUUCAAACCCCUCACACCUGAGAGAGCUGGAUCUGAGCUACAAUCACCCAGGACAAUCAGGAGUCCAGCUGCUCAAACACAAACUGGAGGAUCCAAACUAUAAACUGCAGAUACUCAAUCUGGAUCAUGGAGGGCCCAUCAGGAUAAUGCCAGGACUUCGAAAAUAUGCCUGUGAUCUUACACUGGAUCCAAACACAGCACACACUCAACUCAUCCUGUCUGAAGGAAACAGGAAGACCACAUAUGUGGAAGAUCAUCAGCCGUAUCCUGAUCAUCCAGACAGAUUUAUUCAGCAUGCUCAGGUUCUGUCUCAAGAGAGCCUGACUGGACGCUGUUACUGGGAGGCCGAAUGGGACACUUGGGCUCGUAUAGCAGUGCUCUAUAAAACAAUCAGCAGGAAGGAAGGACCUGUCUGUAGGUUUGGAUUCAAUGACAAAUCCUGGUGUCUUUUCUGUAAUAACAAUGGAUUUGCAGUCUGGCAUGACAACAAGUGCAGAAACAUGCCAACCUCUUUAGAUCUUUCUAAAAGAGUAGGAGUCUAUGUAGACGUUUCGGCUGGCACUCUGUCCUUCUACAGUGUCUCUGACACACACACACUCACACACUUGCACACAUUCAAUGCCACAUUCACUGAACCCCUCUAUGCUGGGAUUGGGGGUUUUGACUCAUCUGUGUCUCUGUGUCAGUUUUAACAACAGACAAGGCUUUCUAAUUAAAAAAAAAAACAAAAAAAAAAACAUCAACUGUGAUUUAAAGGACAGACAUGUCUUCAUGUGUCAUACUUUUGUACACUCUCAGAAAAAAAGGUGCAGUUCUGUCGCUGGGGCGGCGCCCUAAGGUACAACAGUGAAAAGGUACAUUUUUGUACCUUACCUAUCCCUAAUUGGUACAUAUUAGUACAUUAAAGGUACAUAUUAGUACUUUAAAAGUAUAUAUUCAUACCUUUUCAUUCUUGUACCUUGGGGUACUGCCCCAGCACCUAUUUCCACCCCUGAGCUGUACCUUUUUUCUGACAGUAUGAAUGUGCUAUCCUGGUCAUUAAAAAAAAAAAAAAAAAAAAA
Labeo rohita (rohu) is the source of this 3636-nucleotide messenger RNA. RefSeq names its product NLR family CARD domain-containing protein 3. The record is from RefSeq and is a predicted model, not a curated record. Gene Ontology annotation, molecular function: protein binding; metal ion binding. NCBI's taxonomy places the organism in Eukaryota, Metazoa, Chordata, Actinopteri, Cypriniformes, Cyprinidae.